Molecule: messenger RNA, 1403 nt
Organism: Otolemur garnettii (small-eared galago)
Lineage: Eukaryota; Metazoa; Chordata; Mammalia; Primates; Galagidae
Gene: RHEB
Product: Ras homolog, mTORC1 binding
Exons: 8
Coding region: 434-988 (184 amino acids)
Biological process (GO): small GTPase-mediated signal transduction
Cellular component (GO): plasma membrane
Molecular function (GO): GTPase activity; GDP binding; GTP binding
Source: RefSeq, a predicted model, not a curated record
GCGUAAUUAAAAAGCGGCGGAAGAAGGUGGGAGGGUCAUGACGCAGCGAGUUUCAGUCGUGACUUUUUCAGGGGCAUCUUGGCGUCCCCUUUUUUCCCUUUAAAGUAAAACGUCUCCCUAACGCAUCCCCCAGCACACUUUGGGGGUCGGAGGCGGCGGGCCGUGAGGGUGGGAGGGGCGGCACUGACGUGGGCCGAGGGGGGCCAGCGGCUGCGGGGCGGUCACGUGGGCGUGUUGUGGGGGGAAGGGCGCCGUCGCGCGGUCGGUUCCGGGCGGUUGAGAGCGCGCGAGCGAGCGAGAGGCAGCCGCGCCCGCCGCCGCCCCUCUCUGUAUGCCGCUCUCCCCAGGCGCGGCUGCCGCGGAUCGCAACAGCAGGAGCCGCCGCCGCCGCCGCGGUUGAUGUGGUUGAGCCGGGGCUGAGGAGGCCGCCAAGAUGCCGCAGUCCAAGUCCCGGAAGAUCGCGAUCCUGGGCUACCGGUCUGUGGGGAAAUCCUCACUGACGAUUCAAUUUGUUGAAGGCCAAUUUGUUGACUCCUAUGAUCCAACCAUAGAAAACACUUUCACAAAGUUGAUCACAGUAAAUGGACAAGAAUAUCAUCUUCAGCUUGUAGACACAGCUGGGCAAGAUGAAUAUUCCAUCUUUCCUCAGACAUACUCCAUAGAUAUUAAUGGUUAUAUUCUUGUGUAUUCUGUUACAUCAAUCAAAAGUUUUGAAGUGAUUAAAGUUAUCCAUGGCAAAUUGCUGGAUAUGGUGGGGAAAGUGCAAAUACCUAUUAUGUUGGUUGGGAAUAAGAAAGACCUGCAUAUGGAAAGGGUGAUCAGUUAUGAAGAAGGGAAAGCUUUGGCAGAAUCUUGGAACGCAGCUUUUUUGGAAUCUUCUGCUAAGGAAAAUCAGACUGCUGUUGAUGUUUUUAGAAGGAUAAUUUUGGAGGCAGAAAAAAUUGAUGGGGCAGCUUCACAAGGAAAGUCUUCAUGCUCAGUGAUGUAAUUCUAUUGCGGAACCUGAGGACACUGGGAAUACACUCUACCUGAAGCAGCAGACUGCCCGUCAUCCUUUAAGAUAAACUAUGCUACUUUUCUCUUCUGUUAACCUGAAAGAUAUCAUUUGGGUCAGAGCUUCCUACCCUUUCCCCUUUCAGAUUAUGUUAAACUCUGACUCUGUCCAAAUGAGUUCACUUCCAUUUUCAAAUUUUAAGCAAUCAUAUUUUCAAUUUAUAUAUUGUAUUUCUUAAUAUUAUGACCAAGAAUUUUAUUGACAUUAAUUUUUCAGCGUAGUUUGUUGUUUAAAAUAAUGUAAUCAUCAAAAUGAUACAUUGUUACACUACUAUUUACUAGGCUUCAAUAUAUCAGUGUUUAUUUCAUUGUGUUAAAUGUAUACUUGUAAAUAAAAUAGCUGCAAACCU